Molecule: messenger RNA, 672 nt
Organism: Aspergillus melleus
Lineage: Eukaryota; Fungi; Ascomycota; Eurotiomycetes; Eurotiales; Aspergillaceae
Product: uS17 family ribosomal protein
Exons: 1
Coding region: 1-672 (223 amino acids)
Biological process (GO): translation
Cellular component (GO): ribosome
Molecular function (GO): structural constituent of ribosome
Source: RefSeq, a predicted model, not a curated record
AUGUCUCCGAGUAAUAUCCUACGGGCCAUGCAGCCCCUGCGAUCCUCCGUCCUCAGAACAGCGACAGGCUCGUCCCCUGCCGCGCGCUCAACACCGAGCUUCAUUUCCGGGCUGGCACCAUUCCGACGAUCCAACUCUACUACCACCACCACCACUCCCCCUGCCGAGUCACAGUCCUCGCCGUCGACACCGCUAUCUACCCCCCCCUCUCUCCGAAACUACGCCUACUCGACCAAGACCGGCACCGUCGAAUCGGUCGGCCGCAUGGACCGCACCGUCCGCGUCAGCCACCGACACACCAGCUGGGACUCGCACCUCCAAAAGACCUUCCCCAAGGUCACGACCUUCCUGGUGUCGGAUCCGAACAACUCGCUCCGCGAGGGCGACGUGAUUGAGUUCUCCUCUGGCGCGCCGAAGAGCCGGAACGUGCGGCACGUCGUGGAGCGUAUUAUUGCCCCCUUUGGAACGAACAUCGAUGAGCGGCCGCCGGUGAAGACACGCGAGGAGAGAGAAGCCGAGCGAGUUGCCAAGAGAACGGCGAAGUGGCAGCGUCGGGAAACUAGGCGGUUGGAGCGUGGAGGUCAGGGCGUGAAGGAGCAUGUGGGACGGGUUAGGCGGUUGGUUAACGAGAGAACUGGUGGCGGCAGCGCCGUGGAAGAGACAGUGGUUUGA